This is a messenger RNA of Scaptodrosophila lebanonensis, 2945 nucleotides long. RefSeq lists its product as uncharacterized. Gene Ontology annotation, cellular component: mitochondrion. The transcript is spliced from 6 exons. The record is from RefSeq and is a predicted model, not a curated record. Bases 641 to 2812 code for a protein of 723 amino acids. Lineage: Eukaryota; Metazoa; Arthropoda; Insecta; Diptera; Drosophilidae. Gene Ontology annotation, biological process: positive regulation of mitochondrial fission; protein phosphorylation; regulation of apoptotic process. Gene Ontology annotation, molecular function: protein serine/threonine kinase activity; ATP binding.
AUUACUUACAUGCUUUUACCGUUAGCAUGCCGUUUUUGUCAGUUACAUAGAUUGUAGGCGGCUUAAAGCGUGAAUCGUCGCGAUUACCUAAUUAAGUACAUGUGUAUGUAUGUAUGUAUGAGACUACAUUAACAUUAGUAUUAACGGAGCAACAAAUAAUAAAAACAAAAGAGCGAAAAAGUAGUCGAUAAAAACACAUACAUACAAACAAACAUAACACGUACAAAUUGUGCGAACGAACAUUUUAUUCCCACGAGAAGCAAAUUUUCGAACAAAAACGUGACGGCAGCGGCGACAACAACAACAACGACAACGACGGCGAAUUAGCAAACAUUUUUGCGACGCAAAAACAAAUAUUUGGAAGGCCAAGCGAGCAAAACAGUCAUUGGUAGCAGCUGUUCUACGAUUCCCAGCUUACCGAUACGGUUCCCACUAAGGUUGUUCAUUGAUCCAUCGAUCCCUUCGAUCAUCGUUUAGAUUCUUCGCAUGUCGAGCACAACAAACACAAUUUGUGUGGGUGUUGUUGUUGUGAACAGCGAGCAGGAGGGCGAGGAAACACCGUAGCUAAAAAAGAAUUUGAAAGUUUUGCACUUCGGAUCUGCUGUAGUUUGGGGUACCGUCGGCGAGGGCGGGCAAGAAGAUGUCUGUGCGACUAUUGACGGUGCGGCUGGUGAAACAUGGUCGUUAUAUUCUGCGCAGCUAUUGGAAUCGUGAAAUACACACCAACAUUUUGGAACAAAGUCAUUUGAAGACACGAAGCAAGCGAGGCUUUCCCGUCGCAACAUCAGCAGCGUCCAAUGUUUUGCGAAACACUACACAGCAGGUGGCCAGAUCGGCGCCUUCAUCGGCUGCAGGUGCAUUGCCAAAAGCGGGCACUGGUCUCUUUCGCUUUGGCCAGCAUGCUCGCAAACUCUUCAUAGAUAAUAUAUUGAGUCGCGUGACUACAAACUAUUCGGAGGAAUUGCGUCAACGUGCGACGCGCAAACUCUUUUAUGGAGAUUCUGCACCAUUUUUUGCACUCAUUGGCGUUAGUUUGGCCUCUGGAGCGGGCGUCUUAAGCAAGGAAGAUGAGCUGGAGGGUGUGUGCUGGGAGAUACGUGAGGCGGCGAGUCGUUUGCAGGCCGACUGGAAUCGGGACGAGGUAUCUGAGAAGCUAAACAAGGAUUUUACCAUUGACAAUCUGGAUGUGGGGCCGCCCAUUGCAAAGGGCUGUGCGGCAGUUGUGUACGCAGCCGCCUUCAAGAAUGAAAGCAGCAUGGCUGGGGGUGGGGAUGUUGGUGACUUGGACAGCAGCAGCACCAGCGCCGAUAACAACAAGAGCUUGCCUUCCGCUUACCCAAGCAGUUGGCGUCAUGAGAUGAUGUCGCCUCUGCAAAAUAUGUCACGUUUCGUGCACAAUUUUGGCGGCUCUGUCGAUAACGUCUACAGCUAUAGUCAACGCUCAGCGGCUAGCGCAUUUGUCGAAGGCUUGGCAACGGCUAAGCAUGAAGAGGAUUCGGAAAGCGUCAAAAGUGACACUCCAAUCCUUCAACAGCAGGAGCAGCAGCCUGUGGACGGCAUGUAUGGCAAUGCCUACGGCAUGCAUACUUUAGAUGAUGCGAGCACGGCAGGCGCCUCAAUUAAUCGCUACCCCUUGGCUCUCAAAAUGAUGUUUAAUUACGAUAUACAAAGCAAUGCCUUGUCCAUUCUACGCGCCAUGUAUAAGGAGACAGUACCGGCGCGACAGCGUCGCAUGAACGCCUCAGCCGAGGAGUGGGAGCGUCUGCUGCAGAAUCAGACGCUGUGUCUGCCUCCACACCCUAAUAUUGUGUGCAUGUUUGGCUUCUUUUGCGAUGAGGUGCGCAACUUUCCCGACGGCCAUUUGCUGUAUCCCAUCGCUCAGCCGCAGCGCAUUAAUCCGCAGGGCUAUGGCAGGAAUAUGUCGCUCUAUUUGUUAAUGAAACGCUAUGAUAUGAGCUUGCGCCACCUUUUGGACGCCACCGAGCUGAGCACGCGCACAAAAAUUCUAUUGUUGGCCCAAAUGUUCGAAGCAGUCGCACAUCUCAAUCGACACGGUGUGGCGCAUCGUGACCUCAAAUCCGAUAAUGUGCUCAUCGAACUAAACGAUGAUGAUACACCGCCGGUUCUUGUGCUCUCGGACUUUGGCUGCUGUUUGGCCGACAAGGUGAAUGGAUUGCGUCUCCCAUAUGCCUCGUAUGACAUCGACAAGGGCGGAAAUGCGGCGCUUAUGGCGCCAGAGAUAAUCAAUUCGCAGCCAGGGCCCUUUACGGUGCUCAACUACAGCAAGGCCGAUCUGUGGGCGUGCGGGGCUCUAGCCUAUGAGAUCUUUGGCCAGCCCAAUCCCUUCUAUUCGUCCAGUGGCGGACUCGCCCAUGCCAAUGGCGAGCUCACAUAUUCGUUACGUAACAGCGACUACAAGCACGAGCAGCUGCCGCCCCUUACAGACGCCUGUCCGCCAAUCCUGCAGCAACUUAUUUACAACAUACUCAAUCCGAAUCCAUCGAAGCGCGUCAGUCCCGACAUUGCAGCCAAUGUCCUGCAGCUCUUCCUCUGGGCCCCCUCCCACUGGCUUAAGGCUGGUGGCAUGCCGAACAGUCCAGAGAUCCUGCAGUGGCUGCUUUCUCUUACAACGAAAAUCAUGUGCGAGGGCCGUCCCCAGUAUCAGGAUACCGGGAAUACGGGCGUCAACUUUUCGCAAACCGGAAGACGCGCCUACGUUGAGUAUCUGCUGAUCUGCAGCUUUCUGGCACGCGCCCGUUUGCGUCGCAUACGUGGCGCCCUCAAUUGGAUCCAAAAUGUGGUGGCGGCAUAGGCGUAGGAGGACAAGUACUUGAAGUGCAGCUGCCCCGAAUGGCGUUAUGUUAUUUUGUUAUUCUUAAAAAAUCAAAUGGAAAACGCGUGUGAUACCUAUAAUAUACAUAUAUCUAUAUAAAAUUUCGACAGUA